AUUAUGAGUUCAAAUCCUUAUUUUUUGAUUCUUCAUCAUUAAUAUGAAUAAGCUCUCCAAUUAUUGGUUAGUGAUGAUUAUGAAACGCUUGUCACCAAAUCAUUAGCAUAUUAUCAUCUUGGAAAAUAUGAGGAUGCAUUAGUCACAUUAGACAAGGCAAUAUAACUUAGUUCUAAUAGGUUUGAAGCAUAUUACAGAAAAGGUACUAUUUACAAUGUUAUUUAGGAUUGAUAAACUUUAUAAGUGGGAAAAUCUAAUAAGCAUAAUUAGAUUUAUAAAAAAGCCUUGAACUCAAUCCAUAACAUAAGGAAACAUAAUAAUAACUUUUGAAAUGUGAAUUAGAACUUAAGAAUACUAAACUUAUCUAAACAGCUUAAGAAAAGUAAAACAAAAAAUAAUUUCUAGAAAAAUCUAGUAAUUGAAAGAAGUACCAUAAAAUAAUGAAGCAGAAAGAACUGAUAUUUAUUCAGCUUCAGGAAAAUUAAUGUAUAAAUGGUAUUAAACAGAUUUGAAAGUUGGUAUUGAAAUACAUCAUGCAUUACCAAAUAGUGGCGACUUAAAAUAUUAGUUUGAAAAAUAGAGGUAUUGAGAAUAAAGUAAAAUUUAGAUUAUAAUUAUCAUUUCCAAUAGAAAAGGGAAACAAUUUUGAACUUGAUUUAGAUUUAUUUGCUGAAAUAAUACCAGAAAGUAGCAAAGCUAAAGUAGGAUUAAAUACAAUAGAAAUAUUAAUGGACAAAAAGGAUAAAACAUUGAAUUGGAGUAAUUUAUAAAAGAAAGUUGAGGAAUAAUAGUAAAUUCCUGUAAUGGAAUAAGCAUCAUACCCCACUUCAUCAAAGAAAAAGAAGGAUUGGAGCAAAAUAGACAAAGAAAUUGAAGAAGAUAUUAAUAAACAUAAAGAAGAAUAUGGUGAGGAUCCUUUAAAUAGUUUAUUUAAAUAAAUUUAUUAAAAUGGAGAUGAGAAUACAAGAAGAGCAAUGAUAAAAUCAAUGUAAACUUCUGGAGGAACAGUAUUGUAAUAAAAAUGAUUAUCAUUAUAUAGAUCUACAAAUUGGGAUGAAGUAAAAGUUAAAGAUUAUGAAAGAAAGGAUAGACCAUCUCCACCAAAGGGAUAAGAAUAUAAAAAGUUAGGAUGAGUU
Paramecium sonneborni is the source of this 1136-nucleotide messenger RNA. Lineage: Eukaryota; Ciliophora; Oligohymenophorea; Peniculida; Parameciidae. The record is from the annotation of a GenBank genome assembly.